Molecule: messenger RNA, 1389 nt
Organism: Carassius carassius (crucian carp)
Lineage: Eukaryota; Metazoa; Chordata; Actinopteri; Cypriniformes; Cyprinidae
Product: isoaspartyl peptidase/L-asparaginase
Exons: 7
Coding region: 73-1005 (310 amino acids)
Molecular function (GO): asparaginase activity
Source: RefSeq, a predicted model, not a curated record
ACAGCUCCUUCGCGUUUAAUGCACUUCUGCUAUAUGUGAUUUCAUAUUUCUGUCGUUUGUGUUUAAUCUGCUAUGCUGCCCGUAGUGGUGGUGCAUGGAGGUGCUGGUCAUAUUCCUAAAGAAAGAGCUGAACUCUCUACUAUCGGUGUAAAGGAGGCAACCAGGACUGGGUAUGCCAUCCUCCAGAAGGGUGGAAGUGCCAUGGAUGCUGUAGUUGAAGCAGUGGCCCUGAUGGAGAACAAUCCGAGAUUCAAUGCAGGUCGUGGGUCAGUGCUAAAUGUGAAGGGGGAGAUGGAAAUGGAUGCAAUGGUAAUGGAUGGCAGGACUCUAGAUAGUGGGGCUGUUUCAGCGGUCAGAAGAAUUGCUAACCCCGUGCAACUGGCCAGGCUUGUCAUGGAGAAGACCAAACACUUGUGUCUGACAGCUGAAGGGGCAUCCAAGUUUGCCAGAAGCAUGGGUGUACCAGAAGUGCCUGAGGAGUCAUUGAUCACAGACUAUGCCAAGAUGCGCUGGAAGAAGAACCUGGAGCCAGAUGCCAACCCUGUGGAAUGCCAAAUGGGCAAGAUGGGAACAGUCGGAGCAGUAGCUGUGGACAAAGACGGGAACAUUGCUUGUGCCACAUCCACUGGUGGAAUGAUUAAUAAAAUGGAGGGUCGUGUGGGAGACACGCCGUGUGUUGGAUGUGGUGGUUAUGCAGAUAAUAAUAUCGGGGCAGUCUCACCCACAGGUCAUGGGGAAGCCAUCAUGAAAGUCACGCUGUCCAGACUCAUUCUCUUCCACAUGGAGCAAGGAAAGACCCCAGAGGAAGCUAGUGACCUGGCUCUUACGUAUAUGAAGGAGCGGGUGGAUGGUCUUGGUGGGGCUGUGGUGGUAGAUCCAAAAGGGACCUGGGCAGCUCAGUUCAGCAGUUUACAGAUGUCAUGGGCUGCUGCCCAGCAGGGCGAACUCCACUUUGGGCUGUACCGUGGUGAACACUUUGUUGAGCCUGUACAAGAGAACAUAUAAUGAACAUGUAUAUAUACACUCUCUCAGACACAUUUUUGGUUGAUUAUAUUUUUACAGUAAGUAUUGAAUAUAAAAGGAAAUAUGCAUGCCUGCAAAUCAGUGUUUGUGUAAAAUACAUACAUGCCUCAUGGCAGUGAUUAAGCAUUAUGCAGUUUGAAGUUGAUCUUCUCUACACCUAUGAGUAAAGCUAUGUAAGUCUUAAAUAUAUUGAUUGACAACAUAACAAAUAACUAAUGCAACACUCCUUUUUGAGGGAAGUGUAACUGUCCUUAGUGGUAAUACUGUAUAUUCUCCACUAGAUGGAGAUAUAUGAUAUUUUUGGAAUCGAGUGAAUUUAAUUUGUUGUAAGGUGCGGUGCAAAUUUAAAGGGAUAGAUCAUCCAAA